Molecule: messenger RNA, 2291 nt
Organism: Spinacia oleracea (spinach)
Lineage: Eukaryota; Viridiplantae; Streptophyta; Magnoliopsida; Caryophyllales; Amaranthaceae
Product: pentatricopeptide repeat-containing protein At1g08070, chloroplastic-like
Exons: 1
Coding region: 255-2114 (619 amino acids)
Biological process (GO): RNA modification
Molecular function (GO): RNA binding; protein binding
Source: RefSeq, a predicted model, not a curated record
GCUGAGAAACCCUCAUAAUAAUUAAGUAAAUUCGUAAUACACAAAUCCCCUUCUAAUUUGUUCGCAGCUGAGGAGUUGAGGUACUCUGCCAUUUUCAAGCGCAUUAGUCCACUAUGAAAGUACAAACUACGGCGGCGGAAGCAGCGGCAUAACAAGUAACCACCGCCAUAUCAUUAUGCAGUUCAGCCGCUAACUUCUGAACCCUUUCUAACGGCUGUUUCCCGCCAUUUCCAAAAUUUGAAAAUUUCUUUGACAUGGUGCGCCAUUUCCAAAUUUCAAAAAUUUCAGAUAUUCUGCGCUCUUCGCAUCAUGUAAACCAGCUCAAACAAAUCCAUGCUGUGAUUAUUACCAAAUACCCUUUUCUCUCUCUUCCUUUUGUACAGAGGUUGCUUAACUUGACCCAUUUGAAUUAUGCACGCAAGGUGUUCGACGAAAUGCCUGAACCAGAUGAACGGUUGUACAAUAUGUUUAUCUCAGCGUAUUCUAAGAUUGGUUCUUAUAAGGAAACGGUGGGUAUGUUUUGUUUGAUGCGUCGUAAUGAUAUCCAUAUCACUAGUUACAGUGUUCCGCCGGUUUUGAAAUCGUGUUCUGCAUUCUUGAUGUCGGGGUUGGGGAAGCAAGUUCAUUCGUUGAUUAUUAAUUUCGGGCUCGAGCCGAAUUGUUUUGUUCAGACUGCUUUAAUGGAUUUGUAUGCUAGGUCUGGUGACUUGGUAUCAGCUAAAUUGGUUUUUGAUGACAUUUUGGAUAGAGAUGCUAUUGCUUAUAAUUGUUUGAUGUCUGGGUACUCAAAAUCUGGUGACGUUUUGGCUGCUCGGAGGUUGUUUGAUGAAAUGCCGGAGAGAAGUGUUGUUUCAUGGAAUACGAUGAUUUCCUGCUAUGCUCAUAGUGGUAAUCAUCACGAAGCUUUGAGAAUAUUUGAAAUGAUGCAAAAGGAAAAUUCUCAAGCUACUGAAUUUACUGUGGCGACUGUGCUCUCUAUUUGUAGUAACAUAGGUGAUUUAGAGUUGGGUUUGAGACUCAAGAAGUAUGUUGAUGAUAAUAAUAUGGUAUCUAAUAUGAUUGUGUCAACUGCAUUGAUGGAGAUGUUUGUAAAAUGUGGGGAUGUUCAUGAAGCACGGCAAGUGUUUGACCGCAUGAAUGAGAGGGAUACUAUUACGUGGGGUUCUAUGAUUGCUGGUUAUGCUCAAAAUGGGAAAGCAGUUGAGGCUUUGGAACUGUUCAAGUGCAUGACAAAUGAGAAAAUUAAGCCAAAUGACGUAACUCUAGUAAGCGUCUUAUCAGCUUGUGCUCAACUGGGUUCGGUAGAAACUGGUGAACAGAUUAAAAAGUAUAUAGAAACUGAAGGGUUUGACUCGAACAUCUAUGUUGCUUCGUCAUUGUUGUGCAUGUAUUCGAGGUGUGGAAGUAUAAAGAAGGCUUGGGAAGUGUUCGAUCAAAUGCAUGAGAAAGAUGUUGUAUCCUGGAACUCUAUGAUUACUGGGCUUGCUUUUAAUGGUUAUGCUAUGGAUGCUAUCACUCUUUUCAAAAGAAUGAUAAAAACCAACAUUAGACCAGAUGGUUCUACAUUUGGUUCACUACUAACAGCAUGCACCCAUGCUGGCCUAGUUGACUUGGGUCUUGAAUUCUUUCACAACAUGCACUCAAAGUAUGAUAUUGUCCCAGAAGUGGAGCAUUAUGCAUGCAUUGUUGACCUAUUUUGUAGAUAUGGAAGACUUAAUGAAGCUUAUGAGUUCAUAUGUCAGAUGAAGAAGCCAAAUGUUGUCAUUUGGGGCACUUUACUUAGUGCUUGCAGAAUUCAUUCAAAUAUCGAGUUUGCAGAGAUAGCCUUGACAAAGUUGGUAGAGCUGGAACCUGAAAAUUCAGGUAACUAUAUCCUCCUUUCGAACACAUAUGCCAAUACAGGCAGAUGGCAAGACACUUUAAGAGUAAGAAACAUGCUGAGAGAGAAAAAGGUGCAGAAAACUGCAGCAUAUAGUUGGAUCGAGCUAGAGGAUGGGAUACAUAGUUUUCUAGUUGCUGACUCAUUGCAUCCGAGAUGUAGAGAGAUCUAUGAUGUGGUUGUUGGCUUGGCUAUGUUUUCAUUUGACGAGACAGAUAACUAUUGUGAAUAUUAGCUUAUAUCAAACUUGGAGACUGCAGCACCCGUCAGCUAAGCUUGGUAGCCUGAAUGGAGAUUGAAGUCAUUGUACUACUCAAAUAUUGUAAGUUUGAUUUAUCUUUUAAUAUAUUUUUGAAUGAAAGAAAAUACGAGGUAGUGCUUUUUCCUUCCAGAAGUAUUGUUCUUUCUUUUA